AUGUCUAAGUCAGAGUCUCCCAAAGAGCAACAGCUGCGGAAGCUCUUCAUUGGAGGGCUGAGCUUCAAAACAACCUACGAGAGCCUGAGGAGCCAUUUUGAGCAAUGGGAAAUACUCACGGACUGCGUGGUAAUGAGAGAUCCAAACACCAAGCGAUCCAGGGGCUUUGGGUUUGUCACAUACACCACUGUGGAGGAAGUGGAUGCCGCUAUGAAUGCAAGACCACACAAGGUGGAUGGAAGAGUUGUGGAACCUAAGAGAGCCAUGUCGAGAGAAAAUUCUCAGAGACCGGGUGCCCACUUAACUGUGAAAAAGAUCUUUGUUGGCGGUAUUAAAGAAGACACUGAAGAACAUCACCGGCGAGAUUAUUUUGAGCAGUAUGGAAAGAUCGAAGUGAUUGAGAUCAUGACUGACAGAGACAGUGGAAAAAAGAGAGGGUUUGCUUUUGUCACUUUUGAUGACCAUUACUCCGUGGACAAGAUUGUUAUUCAGAAAUACCAUACUGUGAAUGGCCACAACUGUGAAGUCAGAAAAGCCCUGUCAAAGCAGGAGAUGGCUAGUGCUUCAUCCAGCCAAAGAGGUCGAAGUGGUUCCGGAAACUUUGGUGGUGGUCGUGGAGGCGGUUUUGGUGGCAAUGACAAUUUUGGUCGAGGGGGGAACUUCAGUGGUCGUGGUGGCUUUGGUGGCAGCCGUGGUGGUGGUGGAUAUGGUAGCAGUGGGGAUGGCUAUAAUGAAUUUGGUAAUGAUGGAAGCAAUUUUGGAGGUGGUGGAAGCUACAAUGAUUUUGGCAAUUAUAACAAUCAGUCUUCAAAUUUUGGACCAAUGAAGGGAGGAAACUUUGGAGACAGAAGUUCUGGCCCUUAUGGUGGUGGCCAGUACUUUGCUAAACCACGAAACCAAGGUGGCUAUGGUGGUUCCAGCAGCAGCAGCUAUGGCAGUGGCAGGAGGUUCUAAUUACAGCCAGGAAACAAAGCUCAGCAGGAGAGGAGAGCCAGAGAAGUGACAGGGAAGCUACAGGUUACAACAGAUUUGUGAACUCAGCCAAGCACAGUGGUGGCAGGGUCUAGCUGCUACAAAGAAGACAUGUUUUAGACAAUACUCAUGUGUAUGGGCAAAAAACUCCAGGACUGUAUUUGUGACUAAUUGCAUAACAGGUUAUUUUAGUUUCUGUUCUGUGGAAAGUGUAAAGCAUUCCAACAAAGGGGUUUACUGUAGACCUUUUUCCACCCAUGCUGUUGAUUGCUAAAUGUAAUAGUCUGAUCAUGACGCUGAAUAAAUGUGUCUUUUUUUUCUUU
Peromyscus leucopus (white-footed mouse) is the source of this 1295-nucleotide messenger RNA. RefSeq names its product heterogeneous nuclear ribonucleoprotein A1-like. NCBI's taxonomy places the organism in Eukaryota, Metazoa, Chordata, Mammalia, Rodentia, Cricetidae. The record is from RefSeq and is a predicted model, not a curated record. Gene Ontology annotation, molecular function: RNA binding.